This is a messenger RNA of Physeter macrocephalus (sperm whale), 6427 nucleotides long. RefSeq names its product splicing regulatory glutamic acid and lysine rich protein 1 (gene SREK1). The record is from RefSeq and is a predicted model, not a curated record. The coding region runs from base 3148 to 4692 and encodes 514 amino acids. The transcript has 11 exons. Gene Ontology annotation, cellular component: nucleoplasm. Gene Ontology annotation, molecular function: RNA binding. NCBI's taxonomy places the organism in Eukaryota, Metazoa, Chordata, Mammalia, Artiodactyla, Physeteridae.
AGACUGGCCAAGGCAGACCUGUUACACUUGCCUGAGUUAGGCAUUGUUUGCCAUGCCACUAAACCUGCCGUCAAGUGAAACCUUCAUUGGGGAAAUGAGAUCGGAGUCUGAACCGCAGAAGAUGGACGCCCUGUCUCUGUUUUUUAUUGUUUUACUUUAAUUUCAUUUCUUUUUCUUUAUUUUGUCCCUUUUUUUUGUUUUUGUUUUUGUUUUUGUUUUGUUAAAUCUCUUUCACUUUAACUUGUGAGCUGGUUUUCCAGUUCUUUGUAAAUGGUAUUCCAUUAAGGGUUCAUAACAUUGCAUUGCAAAUUAUAUUGGGAGAUGAUUAAUAGAGCUCAUCCUUAACAUAAAAUAAAUUUUCACAGUAAAUUAGGAUAUGGUUUCAUGAAGCUCAAUGCUAGUCUUAAUUGGUGUUUAUAAACGGAUCAGGUACAUUUUGUUCCCAAAACACUAAAACACUGAUGAGAUUCUUAGGAACACAUUUUGAUCUCAGUGUAACAUUUUUGCAGUUUUCUCCCAAGUCUGCAUCUCUCAUAAAGACCAACUGAUAGCUUCUAAUUUUCAUCCUCCUCCCUUAGAAUUUUAGGCAUACAAAAUCAUCAAAGAAAAUAAGUAAAUUUCUUAUAACAUUCUGGGGGUAGAGGACAAGAGGAGACUUUUCACUUUUAUGAUAUUUAUUAUAGAAAAUAGCAUUUCUUUGAUUUGAAAACACUUUUAAUUGCCUAUAUGGGGAAUGGAUAUUUGAGAAACUGUUGAAUACUUACACGUGUGUGUAUUUUUUUGCUUGAAUUUUUUUGUUGAAAAAUGUUCAGAGAUUACUAGUUACUAAAUGGAUUCUGAGAUUAGGAUGAGUGAGAGACAUUGUUUUUUCUCUCAGUUGUCUUUGAUGAGUACAGUUUGGGAAAAAUGCUAACUGCUUAUUUGUUUUAUACUUUUAUACACUCUGAUAGUAUUUGGAGGGUAUAUUUGGUAGAAUUCUAUCUUGGAAAUUAAGCAAUGGAACUUUUUUCUUAAAGUAUCUUUAAUGGUAAUUAGAAUAAGUAAAAAAUAUUGUGCUUUUAGUUAGACUUAAUACUUAUAAUAGUUUAUUAUACUGUGAGAGACAGUGAGAGGCAGACAACCUCUUGAUACUGUUUUUUUGUUUUUUUUUUUUUGCGGUACGCGGGCCUCUCACUGUUGUGGCCUCUCCCAUUGCGGAGCACAGGCUCCGGACGCACAGGCCCAGCGGCCAUGGCUCACGGGCCCAGCCGCUCCGCGGCACGUGGGAUCCUCCCGGACCGGGGCACGAACCUGCGUCCCCUGAAUCUGCAGGCGGACUCCCAACCCCUGCACCACCAGGGAAGCCCUCUUGAUACUAUUUUUAAGCCAACACUGAAUGACUUUAUUAUGUUAAGUAAUCAACUUUUGGCCUGUAUUGAAUACCCGUUUUGUUUGUGUGGUCUUUCAUAUGGAUAGUUUUGCUUAUUUAAUGGACAGGUAAUAUUAAAUUGGGGACAUUACUAGAUUGGAAUGCUUUAUUAGUUUUUUAGGUGCAUAAAUUAGGGUAGUGAAGCAUAGGGUUUGUACCUUAGGACCUCAGUUGACUUAUCAAGAUGUGUACAGGUUUUACAAAUAUUUAAAAAAUAAUACUUAUUUUUAACAGAUAAAGCAGGUGUGAUAGUGAUGUAAAUAGUAUAUGUGAGUAUACAGAUAAAUGUCUUAAUGCUAGUAACUAAUAAAUGCAAAAUAAAUUAUUGUUAUUUGAUGUCUUCAGUAAGGCCUUCCCGCCUUUUAAUCUUUAUGCAUGUUAAAAUCAGUGCUUAUGCAGAAUUUACUGAAAUAAUAAAAUGACUUUGUUUUUGACAUUAGUAAAUUAAGGUAAUGUAGACUUAGAUGUUGCAAAGCUUAGAAAUAAGUAGGCAUUUGCUAAAGCUAAUAAAAUGUAAUUUUUGUAUUUCUAUAAAUAAGGUGUAACGACUACUUGAAGCAAGUUUUAAAAUUCGUCUUGAAUUCCAUCCAUGUUUAGAAAUAUAUUCAGAUAAUUUUUUUAGAGAUUUAUCCCUGCACAUGUGGUUGUGUUAAGUAGAAUUUUCACCACUGAAACCCCACAUGGUGCUUUUUUGAAAAUUUACUCCAUAUGCUAUUUUCAAUUUGGCGUGAAUUUGUACUUUAAAUUACUUUUGAAGAAUUCAUAAUGGAAACGUGUAGCCAAAUACCACAUAAUUAUGAGUAGUUCUGAAAUUACUAUACGAAGUCAACUUUUUAGAAAUUUUCUUUUUGGGAAGGUUGAGAGAAAGGACCAGAAAAAAUGUGUGAAAGUAGCAGUCCUUAUCAAAAUUAAUUGAUUAGAAUUCAGUAAUUAAAUGUGGCAAAUUGAUAGACUUAAUUCAGAGUAAAUUUUCAUUUUUCUAGUCGUAGGGAUUUCUUUUUCUUAGUGUCUAGGAUUAUUUUAAUCUUACUGUUGUUGUUGUUAUUAGGCACUUAGGAUGCUUAUAAGCAAGACAUUUAGGCAUUAACCACCCCUCUUCAGAUAAGUAUACAGAAAUCGGUUCUAAAAGUCAGUAAUUUAAGAAGUUUCCUGAGACUAGGGAACUUUUUUUUGUUAGUCAUUUUCAAAAAUGUUAGCAGUUUCCCAAGGCAUAUUCUUUGGAACUGGAUUCUUUCAGUCAUCUCUGUCAUUGUUGGUGAGAUGCCUUAUUAACUGAAUGGGUGUAGGCUUCCUUUCCAAUUGAAGCUGAUUACAUGUGGUAGGCUUUUUUUCUGUCUACUUGAAAUUAAAUGGGAUCUUUUGGAAGGUUAUCAAAAUUGUUUGCAUCACAAGUAGGUAGUUUCAAUUAACAGGAUAGGGACACUCAGGAACAGAUUUCAAUUCGCACAUAUUUGUUUUUUUCUUUUUCUUUUUUUUGACUAAUUUGGUUAUUUGCCAUUUCUGGGGAUUAAACUUUAAAAAAUGUUCUUCUUUUCUGUAUCUGAUGUUCUGUGUGCUAUUAGUGAUGCAGCCAACACGAACGGUUGUCAUGUGUAACACAACUUUCGAUCACCGCGAAAACACCGUCCUGGGAAAGCGUCCAUGCUUGAUAUCGUUUGGUUCAUGAACAUUAAGUUUCCAGUACAGGUAAAAUCCCAGAGGAAGCCAAAGCUCUCUCUCUAUUGGCUCCUGCUCCAACCAUGACAAGUCUGAUGCCUGGUGCAGGCUUGCUUCCCAUACCGACUCCAAAUCCCUUAACUACACUGGGUGUUUCCCUUAGCAGUUUGGGAGCUAUACCAGCAGCAGCACUAGACCCCAAUAUUGCAACACUUGGAGAGAUACCACAGCCACCACUUAUGGGAAAUGUGGAUCCUUCCAAAAUUGAUGAAAUUAGGAGAACAGUCUAUGUUGGCAAUUUGAAUUCCCAGACAACAACAGCUGAUCAGCUACUUGAAUUUUUUAAACAAGUUGGAGAAGUGAAGUUUGUGCGGAUGGCAGGUGAUGAGACUCAGCCAACUCGGUUUGCUUUUGUGGAAUUUGCAGACCAAAAUUCUGUACCAAGGGCCCUUGCUUUUAAUGGAGUUAUGUUUGGAGACAGGCCACUGAAAAUAAAUCACUCCAACAAUGCAAUAGUAAAACCCCCUGAGAUGACACCUCAGGCCGCAGCUAAGGAGUUAGAAGAAGUAAUGAAGCGAGUGCGAGAGGCUCAGUCCUUUAUCUCAGCAGCUAUCGAACCAGAGUCUGGAAAGAGCAAUGAAAGAAAAGGCGGUCGAUCUCGUUCCCACACUCGUUCAAAAUCCAGGUCUAGCUCAAAAUCCCGUUCUAGAAGGAAAAGAUCACAGUCAAAACACAGGAGUAGAUCCCAUAAUAGAUCACGUUCAAGACAAAAAGAUAGACGUAGAUCUAAGAGCCCUCAUAAAAAACGCUCUAAAUCAAGGGAGAGGCGGAAGUCAAGGAGUCGUUCACGUUCACGGGACAAAAGAAAAGACAACCGAGAAAAAAUCAAGGAAAAGGAAAGAGUGAAAGAAAAAGAUAGAGAAAAGGAAAGGGAAAAAGAGAGAGACAGGGAAAAGGAACGUGAAAAAGAAAAGGAACGGGGUAAAAACAAAGAUAAAGACCGGGAUAAAGAACGGGAAAAGGACCGAGAUAAAGACAAGGAGAAGGACAGAGAGAGAGAGCGGGAAAAAGAGCAUGAAAAGGAACGAGACAAAGAGAAGGAGAAGGAACAGGACAAAGAAAAGGAACGAGAAAAGGACAGAUCCAAAGAGAUAGAUGAGAAAAGAAAGAAGGAUAAAAAGUCCAGAACACCACCCAGAAGUUACAAUGCAUCAAGAAGAUCUCGUAGUUCCAGCAGGGAAAGGCGUAGGAGGAGGAGCAGGAGUUCUUCCAGAUCGCCAAGAACAUCAAAAACCAUAAAAAGGAAAUCUUCUAGGUCUCCAUCCCCUAGGAGCAGAAAUAAGAAGGAUAAAAAGAGAGAAAAAGAAAGGGACCACAUCAGUGAAAGAAGAGAGAGAGAACGUUCAGCCUCUACAAGAAAGAGUUCUAAUGACAGAGAUGGGAAGGAAAAGGUGGAGAAGAACAGUACUUCACUUAAAGAGAAGGAGCACAAUAAAGAACCGGAUUUAAGUGUGGGAAAAGAAGUAGAUGACAAGGAUGCACCAAGGACUGAGGAAAACAAAGUACAGCAAAAUGGGAGUUGUCAACCAAAUGAAGAAAACCUCUCUACCAAAACAGAAGCAGUAUAGGACCUACAAAUGCACCUCUAAACCCACGCUGGAAUAGAAUCCAAAGCUUUUAAUUCUCUCAACAAGAUGUUAAACAGUGAAGAAAUCCAGUAGAGCAUAAAGAUAUGAGCUAACAGCUUUUUUAGUUGUUAGGUGACUUUGUGGCCAUCUUGUUACUGAGUAAGAAAAUAAAGCAUGGACAUCGUGAAAAUAACAGGUGUUACCCAAACUCCUCAUCUUCUAAAAGCUGUGCAUUUCCAUGGUGGCUGACACACUUGUCAUGUGGUUUGUUAAGUGUUUGCCAAGAACCAUUAAAAUAAAUGGGACAUUAAAGAUAGAAAUUUGUACUAUCCAUUAAAGACUGGAGAUAAGCAUUGGAGGCUCUUUUAAAAAAUGCUAGUAACUGAUUUUGUAUUGUUUUACUUUUUUUUAAAAAUUUCAAUAUAUUACAGAUUGAUGAUGUGCUUGAAAUUGGUGCAAAUAUAUACACACCCUUGUAAGUGCGGAGUAUGUAAGAAAUUUUAACAUUGACUUCACAGGAUUUACAGUGAUUGUGUUAAAUUCUCACUAUUGUGUUUUCUUUUGCUCAUUGUUUAGGACAGCAGUUUUUCUUUAAAAUAGUUUUACAUAUUAAAGUUGCUUAAAUAAGUGGAUUAAAAACCAACUGACAAUGCAUGCUACUGUUCUUUUUCAAAAGGAAGAACAACUGUGUUGAAUACUAAUAAUAUAUUAGUAUUCAGUGUUCAGAAUCAUUGGGUUUCCCCACAAAGUAAGCAUUUCUUUUUGAACUCUCUUGACAUUUCCAAGCUUAUUAUGAACAGUAUUGCAGUGUGUGUUGUCAGUUGUAGGUGGCAAAGGUGCCAUUUAUAAAAAGAAACCUGGGUUUUCAAAAUGGGCUAUGGGAGCACAAGCUGAAGCUUUAGUGCCUUCUACAACGUGGUAUACUGUUUUCUAGAAUUUUAUAUGGACUAGUCAUUCUCAAUUCAUAUGGAAUUUAGAUGGAUAUUCCAUUCCCUUCCAUAGAGAAGUGUGAAAGUGGUAUGUCAGAAGAGCUUCUUACUUGGUUCACCUAAUAUGAGAGGGAAGUCUGUUUUUAAGAAUGACUUUAGAGCUUAAAACAGCAAUGCAGUUUUGGGACCAUCAGUUUCAUACUGUGAUAAUUGAAAAUGAAGCAGCAUGUUCUUAUUUUACUUAAAGCAAAACCCUUUAGUUGUCUAUAUUAGAUGGCCUUAAUUAUUACCUCUCAAUCAUCUUCUCAUAAAUGAUGUGCAGAAAUUGUACUUAAAGGAGAACAUAUGAGUUUGUCUUAUGUGUAAGGAUAUGUUUACUUAAGCUUAAAAUAUAGGUCAUCUGACAUUGUUAGGCACACUUUUUGCAGAAAGUAUGCAAGUAGUAAAAUGACAACAUUGCUAAUAUUUUCCCCCAGACCACAACUCAUAGUUUCAGAACUCUUUUCAUUGUUGUAUUUCCAAAAGUUAUACCUUUUAAUUAGCAUGUUAUUAAAAAAAUCAAGUAUAAUUAGUUUAAUGCAGUCUAAUACAAUCAAAUUACUCAGUUGCCUUACCUCAUGGGAAGAGUUACUUAUAGAUUUAAAAAGCUAAGUAGCACAUCAGUUACUUGGUUUCAACUUGAGUUUUCUUUUAACGUUAAUACUAUUGAAAUUUAAGUAUUUGGUGGAGAAUGGAAAGAAUUGCCCUUAUUGCAAGCAAUGAAGCCUGGUUUGAUUAUGAAGCUGCUUAAUUACUCCUCAUGUGUU